This is a messenger RNA of Ahaetulla prasina, 10218 nucleotides long. It is a transcript of the gene SLC44A5, whose product is annotated as solute carrier family 44 member 5. Gene Ontology annotation, cellular component: membrane. NCBI's taxonomy places the organism in Eukaryota, Metazoa, Chordata, Lepidosauria, Squamata, Colubridae. Gene Ontology annotation, molecular function: transmembrane transporter activity. The coding region runs from base 444 to 2582 and encodes 712 amino acids. The transcript is spliced from 22 exons. The record is from RefSeq and is a predicted model, not a curated record. Gene Ontology annotation, biological process: transmembrane transport.
GGGCCGAAGCCGGGGGGGCAGUCCCACGUGCCUCCCCCUCCUCCUCCUCCGCAUGCCUGCGAAGGCCGAGGAAGCUUUUUAGCAACUGCGGCUGCCAGCGUCGCCGCCGCUGCCACCUCUCCGAGAGCUCGCCUUGCUAUUCUCCGGCAGCGGCUCUUCUGCCUUGAACGGGAGAGCGGGAGGCACAAAGGGAGAGCCUUGAGUGUGUGGGGGGGGGGGCGCUCGGGGGCGCCAGAGAAGUGCAGCGAGAGGAGGAAGUAGAAGAGGAGGAGGAGGAGGAGAAAAACAAGCACCUGGGGCUCGGCUGCUCGCCUCGCCUCCGUUCUUCCCCCAACCCCUCCGCCCGCCUCUCAUGCCAUUACAGCAACAAAGAGCACGCUGAGCAGCGGGCGGAGAGGCGCCCUGGCUCCGAGCUCCGUCAGCCCAGAAGGCGGCGGAGGACCAUGGCUAGGAAAGGGGAUGCCGCUGUCUCUCCUUACGGUGAACCCAGAAAAUUUGAUCCAAAGUUCAGCGGACCUAUUCACAACAGGCAUUGCACAGAUGUAUUGUGUUGUGGGAUCUUCGUUGUUGUCAUCCUGGGUUACAUUGCAUUAGGAAUUGUGGCCUGGGUACAUGGUGACCCAAGAAAAGUUGCCUAUCCAACUGAUAGCUAUGGGCAGUUCUGUGGUCAAAAAGAUACACCGAAUGAAAACAAAACAAUUUUAUUUUAUUUUAACAUUCUGAAAUGUGCCAGUCCUAUAGUGCUAAUAAACCUACAGUGCCCUACAACACAGCUUUGUGUUUCAAAGUGCCCAGACAGAUUUGCAACCUACAUAGAAAUGCAAUCUUCCUACAGAAGUUAUUGGGAGUACUACAAACAGUUUUGCAAGCCUGGAUUUACUAAGCCACGCAAGUCUGUAACUCAAGUUAUGCGUGAUGAAGAUUGUCCUUCUAUGAUUAUUCCAAGCCGGCCUUUUCUUAAGAGGUGCUUUCCUGAUUUCUCUACUAAAAAUGGAAUUCUGACUGUGGCCAACCAAACUACUUUCAAAGAUGGAAGAGGAAAAACACGGAAUGUAACAGAUCUCAGGGAAGCAGCAAAUGGCAUCAAUAAUGUUCUUGAUGCAAGAUCAGUUGGGAUGAAGAUUUUUGAAGACUAUGCGAGCUCUUGGUACUGGAUUUUAAUAGGGCUGUUUAUUGCAAUGGUAGUCAGCUUGCUCUUCCUUGUGCUUCUGAGAUUCAUAGCAGGAGUUCUCUUCUGGAUUUUCAUCUUUGGUGUAAUUGGGAUUAUAGGCUAUGGUAUCUGGCAUUGCUACUGGGAAUAUCAUCGCCUUCAUGGAAUACCUGGUUCUGAUCUUACCAUCUAUGAUAUUGGAUUCCAGACAGAUUUCAGGGUCUAUCUGCAACUGAGGCAAACAUGGUUAGCAUUUAUGAUACUACUUUGUAUAGUGGAAGUUGUCAUUAUACUGAUGUUAAUAUUUCUGAGAAACCGAAUUCGGAUUGCAAUUGCCCUUUUGAAAGAAGGUAGCCGGGCAAUUGGUUACAUCAUGUCUACAUUAUUCUAUCCAAUUAUAACUUUUAUUCUUAUUGCCAUCUGCAUUUCAUACUGGGCAGUGACAGCUGUUUUCCUGGCUACCUCAGGAGAACCUGUGUACAAAGUUAUGGCUAAUCAAAGCUUAUGCAAGUAUGCAAAUUUGACCUGUUAUCCAGAGACUUUCAACACUACUAAUGUGACCAAACUAUGUCCAGGGGCACAAUGUACAUUUGCUUUCUAUGGGGGAGAAAGCCUAUACCACCGCUACAUCUUAGUCUUUCAAAUUAUCAAUGUGUUUGUCUUUCUCUGGCUGGUCAAUUUUUCAAUCGCAUUGGGUCAAUGUACCCUUGCUGGUGCCUUUGCUUCUUAUUAUUGGGCCUUCCGAAAACCUGCUGACAUCCCACCCUGCCCUCUCUUUUCUUCAUUUGGACGAGCAAUACGGUAUCAUACAGGUUCUUUAGCAUUUGGCUCAUUAAUUCUUGCAGUUGUUCAACUAAUUAGAGUAAUCCUGGAAUACCUUGAUCACAAACUUAAGGGCUCACAAAAUGCAUUUGCUAAGUUCUUGCUUUGCUGCCUCAAAUGCUGUUUUUGGUGCUUGGAAAAAUUCCUUAAAUUUAUAAACAGGAAUGCUUACAUCAUGAUUGCAAUCUAUGGUAAAAACUUCUGCACCUCAGCAAGGGAAGCGUUCUUUCUUCUCAUGAGAAAUGUGGUGAGGGUUGCAGUCCUGGAUAAAGUAACAGACUUCUUAUUAUUCUUGGGUAAACUCCUCGUUGCUGGAGCUGUGGGUGUCCUAGCCUUCUUUUUCUUCACACACAGGAUACCAGCAUUUGCACAAGAAGCACCUUCACUGAAUUAUUAUUGGGUCCCUCUCUUGACUGUCAUUAUAGGGUCGUAUCUGGUUGCACAUGGAUUCUUCAGUGUCUAUGCAAUGUGUGUUGACACACUUUUCCUCUGUUUUUGCGAAGACUUGGAAAGGAAUGACGGAUCUACAGCAAAACCUUACUACAUGUCAGCUAGUCUGCACCGGAUUUUGGGGAAGAAGGAACUGAGUCCCAAAAAGUUAAUGGGAUGAUGAUCAAAAUUGCAACAGUGCUAGUUUUAAGGAAGGGGGGGGGAUUUAAAAGCAAAAUGCGUAUAAUUUAGACAAAAGAUUUUUUUAAAGUAUGACGCUUCUGGUUAAUAAAUCAUUUGUGUUGCUUUGUACUAUCUAAAAAUAAGCAAACAGGCAACAUUUUCAAGACGUCUUUUAACCGCUGUGAAAUAAGGUCACAUCAUAGUUUUUAUAGAGUGCCUAUGGGAAACGUGUAAAUGUGAAGCUUCUUUUUUUUAACCUUUAGCUCUUAGUGUUUUAAUAACUUUUCUAACCUGAGAUUUUGCUGUCUGAAAUGACAGCCAUUUUGAUAACUUUUUUUAUAGGUGUAUAUUUGUAAAGGAUAUUCAGGCAAUUUUUCAAAGCACUACAAUGUAUCCUAAUUAGCCAUAAACAUAUCAAGAUUAUCGGUAACCAGCAGGUGGUCCUAAAUUUGUAAUGAUGGUGCUAUGGCUGUAUUUUUACUGUAUGUGCUGAUUGACAGCUACUUAAACUGUGACUAAAAUAUAUUAAUAGUUCCCUGUGAGGAAGGGCACAUUGCUAAUUCAGUUGCCUCCUAAAAGUUGAGAUAGAGAUAAAUUGGGAUACUGCUGAUUUCUCUCUCUCUCUCUCAAAAAAAGGGUAAAGAUUCUUUAAAUAUCUUUCAAUUUUUUUUAAAAAAAGAAUGUUACGCCAAUAUCUAUUAUUCAUUUUUUUAAAAAUGUAAGUCAUGCAAUAGCCCCUGUUCACCACCAGAUGCAAUAUUUAUGAGUGCAGUUGCAAAAUGUUAUUAAUAAUACUGGAUAAGAGUGCCACGAUUUUAUAUGCCCUAUGUAAACAUUUUUUCUAGAAAAAAUAUCAAUAAAAUAAAUAUUUUUUUCCCCUAUGGAAGAAAUCCUUGUAAACAAGCUUGAUCUUAACUAACUUGGUCUUCUAGAGAUUUGUUGGAACUUCUUCCCUACCAGUUCAACCUUUGUUUAGUGUAUCUUUGAAAGAAGGUUGAUCUGAUCUAAAACUCAAAUCAUUUGCUUUUUGUCAUAUGUUUUUCUCCUUCUUCUGCAUGACAAAAGACAAAGAAUUAAGGAUCAUUUGCCUUUUAGAUCCCUCUUGCAUUAUUAAAUGAACAUGUGAUCAUUUUUCAUUCAGAGAGGAAAGAAACAAGAGAGAUAUAAUAUGAAUGAAUAUUCCUUGUAGCUGAAGUAAAAAAAAACCUGGUCUUGAGUCUCAUAGAAAACAGCCUAAUGAGUAAAUAUCAAACAUUAAUAUCCUGCAUCAUAAAAUAGAACGCACCCCUGGAAAGAAAAAUGCAAUUUUCUUAUUCAUCACCGGAAUUCAAAAUGCAAUUACAUCAUUAAUCCCAUUUUAUAUUAAUAAAAGCUGGGGAGAGAACAUAUUCUAAGCAGAGUUCCUUCACAGUCAUGCUGCUUAUUUAGGAGUUGUCUCAUAUGAACUUUUAUUUCUGUUAAACAUUGAAACAAUGGAUAGCCUUAGUUAUGCUGUUUCUCCUGGAUCAUGAGAGGCUUUUGAAAUAAUACAUUGAAAUAAUAAUAUUGAAAUAAUAAUACAUUUAAUACAUUGUAUUAAAAAUACGUAAUCAUGAAUUUCAUUAUCUCCUCAUGACAUUAUGCUCUAUCAUUAAUACGUGGGAGAUUGGUCUCAGUUCUGAUUGAAGCUUGUGUCCAGAUUUGCAUUGGUAAUUCUACUUUUUUCUCUAACUUAUUGCACAAAUGCCAAGCUUAUCCUUCUAAAACUGGACCCUCCAAAAUUCAUUGAACUGAACAGCCUAGUUCUACCAUUAAGCUGGACUUGGUUUUAAGAUAAUUGGGGAGUUCAACCAAUAUUAAUUGGACUAAUAUAGAAUCUUAGGUGGGUUUUCCCCCCAACCUUUUAACUCUUCUGUUGCAAAGAAGCUUUUCCUGGAAGUCCAUUCUGUUAAAAGGAGCAACUUAUUUCCAGGUGAGAAUAUUUUUUUUGAGAAAGGUGCUAUCAGUCUGGAAUAAAUCAUGUAGAUGCACUCAGCUGAAUGCCCAUUUCACUGAGUACAUUUUCUUUUUCACCCAGACAAGUGUAAUUCAUCCAGAUUUGCAGAUAGUUAGCUUUCCUGGAGGAGGGAAUAUUUUGCUAAUGCUACCUACUUCAGCAAAAACUGUUUUAGAAGAUUGAGGAACGCUCUGGGACAACAGGAGUGAUGCAGGAGGAACCAGGACCUGCUUAGAGUCAUUUGUCCUUUCCUCAAUUGGAUCCUCCAAAAGAGUCUGCCUGCCCUACCCUAAUGGAAUGGUCCUUUCCAUUUAGAGGAAGGCAGAUUUGUUCCCUUCUGUGCUACUAAAAUGGAGAGCAAAUUAGUUUCCCUGCAAUGCAAAUAUACAAAUCAAAAGAUGACUAGAGCCUCUUAAUUACAACAAUCAUUGAGCACUGAUCUGAGUGCUAUCUAUUGGGAAUGUCUCCAGAAGGCAACUGUUAUCCAUGGGUAACUGGAGAGAAGAUUGAAUCAUAUGUAAUUCAUUUUUUUUUAAAAACAACAACAUGUUUUUCCCUUGUAACGCCUGUUCAAACUUUAGGUUAUGGCUAUAUGUGAACCCAGCUAGCAUGCUGUCCACAUAGUGUUAAUAUCUUGGGAUAUAUAGUAGAGGUGGUAUUCAGCAGGUUCUGAACCAGUAGCGGAAAUUUUGAGUAGUUCAGAGAACCGGUAAAUAGCACCUCUGAUUGGUCCCACCCCCGUCUGUCUCCCAGUCCCAGCUGAUUGGGAGGAAAUGGGGAUUUUGCAGUAUGUUUCCCCUGGAGUGGGGUGAGAAUGGAGAUUUUACAAUAUCCUUCCCCUGCCAUGCCCACCAAGCCAUGCCACGCUCACGGAACCGAUAGUAAAAAAUUUUUUAAUCCAACAACUGAUAUAUAGUAGGCAAAAUCAUUGAUUUAGUCCUUGCUAAGCAUGUCCUUGCAUAUUAAAUCUUCGCAUUAGUCUUAAACGUUUUCAGUUGAGAUAAAUUGAUGAUAUUCAUUUGAAAAACAGGAAGAUUGCACUUUUAAGUCAUAAUGCAACCAUCAGACAUCUUUAGGUGUCUUUAGGAAUUGUUAGGUAUAACACUGGAUUGUUUCUAAAUAAUUAGAACUGAUUCUAACAAUUAUUAGAACAGAAGUGACAUCUGGAAAAUGUAUGUUGUUAUCAUACUGAUUAAAACAGGAGCUUAGCAAUCAAUCCAAAGCUGCUAACACAUAAAGGAGGAAAAACAAACUAAAAAUUUGCCAAAGAAGUCACAAAAUUACUUUUUUUCCACAUUUAUUCUGGCCUGGUUUUUAUUUAACAGACCAUGGUUAAAAUAAACUAUGAUUUCAUAUGUGUGAGCACAGCAGAUAGGCUGUACUUGAACAAGUAAACCCAGUCAGAAAUAAAAUGGAGAAAUGCCCUUAAGGGAAACAUUCUGGAGUCAUUUUGAUAACUAAACAAAAAAAAAAGUGAAAAUGCUAAGCAAUAGCACUGAAAUUUGGCUGCCAUUCAGCCAAUCUGAAAUGUUCAAUAAUGGCAAAGUGUACAUCUGAUAGGCAAAAUUCCUGAAUAUCUUUCUCAGAAAUGAAUGAGCAUUAAUGUGCAAACUAAGUAAUAAUUUAUUUUUGAAAGGCAAAUAGCUUUGAACUUUGACUGAUGUGUUUCUUAAUCCUUAGGACAAACCCUGCCGGUUUGUUAUAGUGUCCAUUUUAUGCAUAUAGUGCUUUAACAUAAAGCUAAAGCUUGAUCAAAUGCACUUCCUUGCUUUAGAGAAGUCAUAAUGUACUAGAGAAAUCAUUUCUUGAUGAGAUGAUAACAUUGAAAUAGGCUUGGAUCCUGCACUCCUUCAAAUCAAGAGCCGAGGCAAAGGCCUUCUUGAUGGAACUGGUGCAGCAUCUAGCCCACCUGAUCCUAAAGGGCUGAUUAUAUUAUUGCGCCAGUGUUUACAGUAUAAUAAAUGCCAAAACAUCCCAUGUGUAAUAUAUAUCUUGCCAGGCGUUUGCUGUUGUGCACAAAAGAGCCAGCAGAUGGAAGUAUUGGAUUGGUUUCAUUUUUUGCUCUCUGCCUUUCUUCCUUCCUAGUGGGAGAUUUAGAAAGUCAGGAUGGUUCUACCAAAAGACCUUAUUACAUGAGUAAAUCUCUGCUGAAGAUACUCAACAAGCAUAACAUGCAAAGCAAAAGACAUUAGAGAAGGUGGACUGUCCUGACCACAGCAUUGCAUUGGGUCUGGUGCAUUGUUUCUGCAAUACGUUGUCAGCUUUUACUUGUGCAAGUUUUAUACCAAAGCUAUUGUACCCCGUGAAACCAUCUGAGUUUGUCGUGACACCAAUCUUUAAAAUUCCAGGGACAGAGGAAACAGGAGAGACUUCUUUUUCCCCCACUUCUCUCUCUCUCUCUCUUGAUUUCUCUUUUUAAUUACUGUGGCUUGGAUAUUAAAAUGUUGGCUGUUGUUUUCUUUAUUUUUCUUCUUUUAAAAAAGAGGUAUGAAAUGUUUUACUGUUAAAAAUUUUGUCCUAGGUGAGUAAACAAGAUUUUUCAAAACCAUGUUAAGAGUUUCCAAGGAAGAAAACCUGUAAAUGUCCUUUUUCAAUAUAUAUGGUCAAAGAAUAUGUAAAUGUAUCUUGAACUGCAUUUCAAGUUUUGUCACUUUCCUAGCCUGUACAGCUGUGUGCUCCAAUACAAAGUGCCUUACUGGCUAUUGGUAUCAAUUAGUUUAUGUUCCAAAGUUUACAAGCACCAUUUGAACCAUUAAUCUACUAUUGCUUGAAACAAAAAAACUCUCUUUUGAUUUACUUGAAAGUAUUGGUGGUCUUAUGUAGUUGUAAAUGUUAUAAAAUCUGUAUUUUCCCACCUCCAUCUGCUCUAAAAGCAAAGCAGUGGGUAAUAUAAUAUUUAGGUUUUUCAGCUUAGUUUUAUCCAGCUUGAUUUGUAAUUCAGGAUAUUGAGUCUCUGCUGACUUUCCACUUCAAAAUGUGCUGCAACCCACAUAUCAACCUUGUUCUGGGGCGUUGAUUCAACUUCCUCAAUCCAGAUCAGAAAUAGGUAUGCCAACUUUUCAGCCAGAUGUUUUAUCUAUCUUCCAAGCGGCAAUUUGAUCCACCACAAUUAAGGAUAAAUAUUUAUUUCCUUUCUAAGAAAUAUUAUCAGAUGAUUCUAAUUUUAGAAAGUCUUUCCUGCAAAAGAAAAAUAGAUUAGAUAGAAAAACUUCCAGAGCAAUGCCGAGAUCUGCAUCCCACUUUUCCCCAAUCUAUCUAGGGUGGCAUCAACUCCAUUUAGUGACUGUUUGAAGUUACCACAGCACUGACAAGAUUGACCUAGGACCCAUUUUCGUACAACCACUGCAGCAUCCCCCAUAGUCAUGUGGUCAACAUUCAGGUGCUCGGCAACUGGCAUGUAUUUUUGAAGGUUGCGGUGUCCCAGGGUUGUGUGAUCACCAUUUGUGACCUUCCAGCUUCCAACAAGCAAAGUCAGUAGGGAAGCCAGACCCACUUAACACUUAACCACAACAACUGUAGCAUAAAGGUCAUAAAAUGAAAGAAUUCAGUUAACAACUGCCUAGCUUAACAACAGAAAUUUUGGACUCAAUUAUAGUCAUAAGCCGAGGACUAUCUGUAUAACUGAAUAUGAAAAACAAAAAACACAUUUCCUUCCUUCCUUCCUUCCUUCCUUCCUUCCUUCCUUCCUUCCUUCCUUCCUUCCUUCCUUUUCCCAGCAAAAGAAGAAACAUAAAGGAUAUGAAGUGAGGGAAAUGGGUAGAUGUGCAAGAAAGUGGGUGGGGGGAGCCUAAUUUAGGAAUUGCACAAAAGCCUGAAAACUUAUUUCGCAACUCUUCCUCAUUUCAAGUUAUUCAAAGUGCUUGUGCUUUUCUGCAGCGAUGUUUGCACUCUCUGCCCAUUUUUUGGGGGGGGGGUUUAUUAGCCAACCUAGGAAGAACCUUGCUCCCUUUUACAGAUUUGAAGGAGCAUGAAACAGCUGCUCCAGUUACAGCCACAGGGAUCAGCUGUGAAGUUGGCAGUCUUACAGACAAACUCCCAUGUGAACGCUGGAGGAAAAAGAAAUAUUUUUCUUGUUUGGCCUUGUAUGUGUGAUGCCUGUAGAUAUCUCGGCUUUCAGAGCUGAUGAAAACCAUGUCGGGUUUGUGGGUGGGAGGCGGGGGGUUGCUUCGUAAAACAGAGCUCCGAGCCUGCGGCUUGAGCGGAGUAGGGCUGCACCUUUGGCAUUUGUAUGCAGGCUCAGAUUACCAUUCUGUUCGUUGUCUGCAAAUGCCCACCUCAUGAUUAGCUCAGAGACGCCCCCCUUCAAAGCAUAGAAAACAUGGGUGCCAAACUGUAUUGCAAUAUUGUUUUGGCCAUCUCGCUGGGCAGGAAGGAAUAUUUUCAAGGAAUAGAUGCUUGGAAGAGCAUUUUGCAAAGUAGUCCUCUGAACACUACUGCCAUUUUAGUAAUCAUUAUUCUGAAGUUACAUGAGCGAAUGUUACACAGGCAGUGGCAGUCGUGACUGGAUAGCACUGCUACUUAACCACAGGUAGAAUGGGUAUGUCCCUUUCGUUUUGCACGUGCCCUUGCUUGCAUCAGGACAAUUAUAGCUCUUGUUAAUUUCAAUCACGAUGCAUAAAUACUACUUAACAAAACAUACAAUAUUGCAAUUUUUUAAAAAGUAUUUCUUAGGUCUAACAGGACAAUAGGACAUCUAAGAGUAUAAACCUUACAUGUUUACUCAGAUUUAAGUCCCACUGAAUUAAAUGAAACUUGUUUGUUUCCUACAGCUAUCUCAUACUCUGCUCAGUGUUACAAUGUUAGAUACAAAGCUUAACUGAAUUUAUUUGGUAGCAAAUCCCCUUGCUUCUGAAUAUCUGUGCCUAGGUUCAUGGAAUUAAGGGUAAAUUCUGGCUUUAUUAAAAUUAGAAACACUCAUUAUUGCCCCUGGAAUCAAGAUAUAUUUUUAGAGCCAAUUAUACAUCUUGUAUUUCCAUUCGCUAAUUAGCUAAGUCAGAACCACUUCAUCAUCAAUUAUUCUAUAAUUUAGAGUCCUGCUUUGUAAAGUACAAGAAACUGGAACAAGGAGAUACAUAUAGUACACUGGUGUAAAGUAUUUAUUGCUUUGUUAACAGGUAUUAAAAGGCUAUUUCAUUUCUAAAAUCCAUCUAAAGAUAAGAUGUUAUUUUAAAGGAUGAGUUUUAAUUUUCUAACUUUUGAUACAAUCUAUUAUUCCCCUUCUCAAAUGUUAAUUAACAUUUAUAGUUCAUGGUAAUAAAAGAGAAACUUAAUAGCUUCUUAGUUUCUGAGAUGUAUAUUUAAUACUUCCUUAAACAAUGCAGCCUGUGAUAAGGGGUACAUCACCAUUUCAAAUAUGUACUCGUAAUUUGCAUGGUAAGAAAUGAAAGACAUUUUCUGUUUCUUGGCUGAUCACAUUUCUACUUCAAAUGUGAUUUUUAGAGACUGUUUUUGUGCCCAAACCAAAUUAACUUGAGCACAUGGCCGUCUGAACUUUAAAAUCUAUUUGCUUCUGCUGUGCAGAAAUUUUAGAAACAUAUUGUUGAAAAUAUCUUUACAGAACUUAAUAUUUAACACAAGUUGUUGUUACUUAUUGUUUAACAGCUCUUAAGAUUUGUUCUAAUAAAGGUUUAGAUAUAAAAUGAUCACUCUGUUUUUGUCU